UAUGUUGUAUUUGCAUAUUUACCAUUUAAACUUGUGAAAUUAGGUGGCCCAACUUGCGCGAUCAUCGCGUACAAAUGUCCACAUAUUCAGGUCACUAUCGUUGACAUGAAUCAAACUCGUAUUAAUGCCUGGAACUCGGACAAUCUGCCCAUUUACGAACCGGGACUUGACAAAGUAGUAUUCGAGCGUCGUGGCAAAAAUUUAUUCUUUACGACUGAAGUUGAAAACGCAAUUAUCGAAGCAGAUCUUAUAUUCGUAUCUGUAAAUACACCGACGAAAAAAGCUGGAAUGGGUGCUGGUUAUGCUGCAGAUUUGGCAUAUAUUGAAUCAGCUACUCGCCAAAUCGCUGAAGUCGCGAGAAGUUCAAAGAUCGUCGUCGAAAAAUCCACAGUACCAUGCCGUACCGCAGAAAGCAUGCGUACAAUCUUGGAAGCUAAUUCUCACGAUGAUAUUCGAUUUGAUAUUCUUUCUAAUCCGGAAUUUCUUGCUGAAGGUACCGCAAUCAACGAUCUUCUGUAUCCGGAUCGGGUGCUAAUUGGUGGAUUACAAACUCCUGAGGGUUUUAAAGCACAACAAACCUUAGCUGAAAUAUAUGAGCAAUGGGUCCCUAAAGAUAAAAUUAUUACCACUAACCUAUGGUCAUCAGAACUUUCUAAAUUGGCCGCUAAUGCUUUGUUAGCACAACGUAUUUCAUCGAUAAAUGCCUUAUCAGCUAUUUGCGAAGCCACGGGUGCUGAUAUUGACGAAGUUGCUUACGCAUGUGGACGUGAUUCACGUAUCGGACCAAGAUUUUUGAAAGCGUCAGUUGGAUUUGGAGGAAGUUGUUUUCAAAAGGACAUUUUAAAUUUGGUAUACUUAGCGGAACAACUUAAUUUACCUGAAGUAGCCGCAUACUGGAAACAAGUAGUUGACUUAAAUGAAUAUCAGAAAAAACGGUUUGUUUCUCGUAUAAUCAAAACUUUAUUCAAUACCAUUACAAAUAAAAGGAUUGCCGUGUUGGGAUUCGCUUUCAAAAAAGAUACUGGUGAUACUCGUGAAUCAGCCGCAAUUACAUUGUGCAAAGAUUUCAUUCAAGAGAAUGCACGUGUCUAUAUUUAUGAUCCGAAAGUUAGCGAACAACAAAUUUUUUUAGAUUUAAGCGAACCAGGGGUUACUGAUAUCAAAGAUU
Molecule: messenger RNA, 1168 nt
Organism: Dentiscutata erythropus
Lineage: Eukaryota; Fungi; Glomeromycota; Glomeromycetes; Diversisporales; Gigasporaceae
Source: the annotation of a GenBank genome assembly